Messenger RNA from Harmonia axyridis, 7408 nucleotides. RefSeq lists its product as uncharacterized. The record is from RefSeq and is a predicted model, not a curated record. The coding region runs from base 172 to 6930 and encodes 2252 amino acids. Gene Ontology annotation, biological process: regulation of cell differentiation; nervous system development; positive regulation of protein catabolic process. Gene Ontology annotation, cellular component: catenin complex; cytoplasmic microtubule; beta-catenin destruction complex. The transcript is spliced from 16 exons. Gene Ontology annotation, molecular function: microtubule binding; beta-catenin binding; gamma-catenin binding. Lineage: Eukaryota; Metazoa; Arthropoda; Insecta; Coleoptera; Coccinellidae.
GCGUGGUUGUCUUUUUCCAAAUGUCGAAGUUUGUUUUGAGUUUUGACAUGUUUAUCGUGCUUGCUGGUUAUUCAUUAAGUAACUAAAAAACAAAACACUGUAUUGUUUUUUCCAUUGUCGGAAGAAUUUAUAAAAGUAGACCGAUGAGAAGAAUGAUGUUAAUGAAGGGUGAUGUCUUUACCAGUAUCUCAGUAUGAGGCCUUGUUGGCUCAAGUUCGGGGCUUGAGGCGCCAGGCCCAGCACGUACAACAACUUGUCGAUCCCCUGCUUUUCGGAGAUGUUUUCUUGCCACAGGAACAAAAUGUCAAAUUAAACCAAUUGGAUCGUACCAUGGACGCACCCGAAGUAAACUCAAUCAACCUCGAAACAAGCGAUGACGAGAGUGUUGCAGCACACAGUGCCCAUCACUCGGUGAGUAGCGAACCAGUUUGUCACACAAAUAGAGGUGCAUCUUCAUUGUAUCAUGGCACAUGGCCAGUGGAAAGAACAAUGUGGAAUUCAGAACCAGCCACACUUGAAGUCAAACAACCACCUCUUCACCGUCAAUUGGAGAUGCCAAGUGUUAUGAGUUUCGCUUCUAGUUCGGGUGCUCCAAUAGAAAGAGCAAUAAUUACAACAGAACAAUCAAUGCGGUCUUCUCAGCAACUCGAGGCCAAAGUAGAUAUGGUUUACAGUCUUCUGGCUAUGUUAGGGGGUCAGGAACAUGCAGAUAUGGGAGAAACUCUAUUUGCUCUCAGUACAAAUCCUGAGAGUUGUUUAGCAAUGAGAGAAUCAGGCUGCAUCCCCCUCCUAGUCCAAUUAGUGCAGUCUGAUAGAGACUCUGAAACAAGAAAAAAGGCUACAAAAGCCCUUCAUAACCUUGUUCAAUCACAACCAGAUGAAAAAUUGAGGAAACGGGAGAUUCGAAUAUUGAAAUUAUUAGAGACUGUUUGUGCCUACAACGAGGCCUUGUUAAAUGACGUAGAAUUUGUAUGUGAAAACCUUUCAGACGGUAAGAAUAUUAAUUUUCGAUCGAGCCUCUGUUAUAUGUCUAUGGUUUUAGAUGGAGAUAAACACCCUGUACAGACAAUAGCUCAUUUGAUGAAACUAUCAUUUGAUGAGGGCCAUAGACAAGCUAUAUGCCAACUAGGAGGAAUUCAUACAAUUGCAAAAUUGGUUGAAGCUGAACAUUCCACUCAUGGAAGCACUUCAGACGAUACACAUUGUAUUAUGAUGAGAAGAUAUGCAUGUAUGGCACUGACUAACCUCACUUUUGGUGAUAGUGGCAACAAGGCAUUAUUAUGUUCCUAUAGAGAUUUCAUGAAAGCAUUAGUAGUUCAGUUACAGAACCCAUGUGAUGAGUUGAGACAGGUAACUGCCAGUGUUUUGCGAAAUCUGUCAUGGAGAGCAGAUUCAUCUAGUAAGGAGAUUCUGAGAGAAAUUGGAAGUGUGAAAGCUUUGAUGAAAUCGGCAAUGCUUGAUAAUAAAGAGAAUACCUUGAAAUCCAUACUAUCUGCAUUAUGGAACCUAUCUGCACAUUGCACUGAAAAUAAAUCCGAAAUUUGCGCAGUAAAGGGAGCAUUAGAGUUUUUGAUUCAAAUGCUCUUGUAUAAAUCGGCACCAAAAUCUUUGGCUAUAAUCGAGAACGCUGGUGGAAUUCUAAGAAACAUUUCAAGCCAAAUUGCAGUAAGGGAUGACUACAGGGAAAUUUUAAGAGAGCACAAUUGCUUACAGAUACUCUUGGAUCAAUUGAAGUCGCCUAGUUUAACCAUAGUCAGCAAUGCUUGUGGAACACUUUGGAAUUUGUCGGCCAAAAACGCUACAGAUCAAGAGCUUUUAUGGCAACUUGGAGCACCAACAAUGCUGAAAAGUUUAAAUCACUCCAAACAUAAAAUGAUCGCUAUGGGCUCCAGCGCAGCACUGAAGAAUCUUCUCACCGCCAAACCAGGUUAUUCUUUAGUGCAGCAUAUGGAUUCUACUGCUCUUUCCCUUGAUCUUCCAGAAUUGCCUACAUUAGGCGUUAGAAAACAAAAAGCUCUCCUCAAAGGCUUAGACCAAAGUUUAUCUGAAACUUUCGAUAAUUUAGAUAUACCUUCGGAUAAAAAGAAAAUAAAAAAUGAACAUAACCAAAGAGAUAUACCUACGAACUCUACAUCUCCUAUGGAAGAGACCUCGAGUAAUUCUUAUGCUAGUCUAAAUAUGAAUGAAUCUUCGGUUAAUGUCAGUUAUGAAAGGAAAUCUCGAAUCCCCCAAAGUAGUGGAUCGUCUAGUCUACCUUAUAUGAAUUCUGAACUGAAGCAUCCGUUUAGUUCUACACCAAACAAACCCAGAUAUUCCGAUGACACUAAUGGAGAUAUACAGAUAGAAGCACCAGGGAGGAAAAUACCUAAAAAACAAUCUCUUACAUUGAAGAAAACUACUGAUACUUCACAAACGUCAAGACACACCAAAGGGGAUAAAGGAACUCCUUUGAACAAGUUUGAAAAUGACUCGAGUGAUUUUUGUCUGAAAUAUACGGAAGUUGAAGUUCAUCAAAAUGAGAGCGAAAAUGUUUCAAACAGCAGGGCAAGCAAUAAUCUCCAGUAUUACGCAACAAGAGACAACUCAUCAAUGGAGGAUAUCGAUAAUGACAAACAUAAACUUAAGAAGAAAAACAAGGAGAUUGUGGCUAAUAUGGAUGAGAAGGAUCAUUGUUCGACUGAAGAUAUUUCUGACUCCGAGGUACAACCUAGCACAAGCAAAUCUAAAGUUGAAUUUAAUUCUUUACAGACAUACAAGGAAGAUGUUAUAUUGAAGGACAAUCAAAUUGAUAAUGGCACAAUCAGCAUGCCCUUUCCAAUUGAUGACACAAGCUCUAAUUCUAGCUUAACAAUAAAAGAAAACAAUUCUUCUUUACCAUUAAAUACUAGCCAUCCCAAACCGAGACCAAGAAAAAUCUCGUUGAUGGAAAAGCCUCAACCGGUUCCUAGAUCCUUGAAAACUUAUGAACAAAAUAUUGACGAAUCAAAUGGAGACAGUUUCGGUAUUACAACUCCUGAUACAUCAUCAGACAUUCAACCUAAGUUUCCUAAUAUUCAACACCAAGAAGAAUCUAUCGAAGAUAAUAUCGAAUUCAGAGAAGAAUUGAAUGAGAAGCAAGAUGUUGGAAGGGAAAAGAAAUCCAAUGUAGAUUUUCACGAAAAAGAAAUAACUAGGACUGUUGUGACAUCCACGAAAACAACACCUUGCACUUCUAAGUACCAACAAAGAAAGCUCCCCAGAAACAGUGGAAUUCCAAUGUCUAAGUUACCUUCUAGGAGUGCUCCAGUGAAAUCGGUCUCAAAAAUCGAUUCUUCUGAUGUUGGUGCAAGUGGAGAUUCAACUAAUGACAGAAUAUGUACAGAUGUUGAUGAGGUGGAUAAGCCUGUAUCUUCAAAGGAGAUUAAUAACACUACGUUUCCUGAAACCACAGAAGCAAACUUACCCGCACGCUACGAACAAGAAAGUAAUAUGAGAACGAGUGAAGCCAUUCAAGCGCCUAAUAUGGAUUUGAAUGGAAAAUAUGACGAUAUUCUAUUUGAGAGACGUAGAAUAUUCAGUAAUGUUCCUGAAUCCGACGUUUCAAGCUCUAAGGAGGAAAUUUCUUGCAGAUCAUUGGAUCAAGACCAUUUCGAAAACCACAUAGUUGAAGUAAUCUCUCUCUCUGAAGAAGAUAAAAUUGAUGAAACAUCUGUAAGUUCCUCAUCCGACUACCCAGAUUAUGUUCCUUCAUCACAUUUACCCGAAAACUCAAAUGGGACAUCAGAGGCUGAAGCAACUAUGACGGCCAAAGAUGGCGAUCAAGAAGAAAACUUUUUGAGGAAAUCAGAUAAUAAUUCAGCAAUAGAUGAUAAUUUAUCUACAGAUAUCAAGAAGAGCGAAUCGAAUAAGUCGUUAGGUAAAAUUUUGGAUAUUAGUCCAGAAUUCUUAUACUCUCCUAGGGAAAGCUGUAUGGUAUUCAGUGGCAAAAAGGAAGAAAGACUUGAAAUGAGUUGCAAUGAUUCGGCUAAUGUUGAUACCAGAAUGCUUGAUCCAGAGGCAAUGAUCGAAUCUUUAGAUCGUUUCACAGCAGAAUUAGUAUCUCAAGCGUCUUCCCAUCUUCAAAAUAAGGAUUCACUGUAUAAGAGUAGCAACAAUGAUAACACAUGGGAUGAAAAUUCUUCGCCUAAUGAGGCUACCUUUCCCAGCAUUUCUGUGAGUGCUCCAAAUGUCGUGUCAUUCAACAGUGAUAGUGAAAAUAAUACAUCCUCCAAAAAAAAUGAUUUAAAAGGCGGAAUAGAUGAAUUAGAUAUGGUUUCGAAUGAUUAUUCAUCUCUGAAUACAACCACUAUGACCGAAUCCACAUUGAUCGCCAUGGAAGCCACUAAAAUGGCAGAAGCUUUCAAAGAAGAGGUCAAUUUGUCUACAAGCGUCAAUAGUUUGGUCUCUUUAGAACUUGAUCAAGUGCAACCUCCUUCACAUUUGAAUUCCUUGUCGAAUAGCAUAGUGGGAUUUCUGGACAGUAAGCCGAACAGUCCUAAAAUGACCAGAAAAAAAUCUUUACCAUCUAACAUUAUGGUGAAAAGGGCCUUGAAUCAUUCCCUGUCACAUAAUUCAAGUGUUGAGAAUCUUGACCACCAGAUGAACUCUGUCCAUCAAGAAGGAACAAGUAGGAGUACCCCAACCUUCCCUAAUGACAUAUCAGAAUUGAAAAAAUCUUUCAUCAUCAACGGACCAGUCAAUAUGAACUAUUCCAGAAAUGUUUCCAAAAUGCCUUCCAGUUUUGCGAAUUUAGAAAUUUCUAGCCAAUUGCUUAGUGUAACUGAUUUGGAUAAUAUCAACCCUCCUUCUAUUUUGAAUGAAGUCACUGAUUUGUGUAGUUCUUUAGCUGAUGUUGCAUCUACUUCAAUAGGUACAGAGACGGAGGUUUUUGAAGACUGUUUCACUCAUGUUACCGACAAUUAUUUACAAACUGAAAACGAUGUUACUGAAUUUUCCGAUGCGAAUAGCAUAACUCCAAUUCAAUCAAGUGCAACAAGUAGUAGUGACAAUACUCCAAAACGACAGAAAUCUCUGAGUAAAAGUCUAACAUCGAAACAGAAGAGAGCCCUAGCUAAAGAAAGGUACAAAACAUAUAUCAUUGCAGCAGAAAUGGUAAUGAAAGAUAGCAUCAUCAGUCAAGAAGAAAAUUCAAAUGAAGUAUUACAAAAUAUUGAUUUAAAUAGUCGGCAUAUUGAGAAGAAUGAAACUAAAAAUGGUGUGAUGAACUCAGCUUCGGAAAACGAUGAUUCAGAACAUAGUGGUCAGACUUUUCUCAUUGACACAAAAGCUUCCAAAUUAUCACCUAAAGAAAGAAGAUUGAAUGAAAGGUCAAGGUUUCAAACUCAAGUAUUAGAAGUGAGUCAGAUUCCUAAUUUCCACAACCAGAAUUUGAAGGAACAGCAAAAAGAUUGUGAAUCAGACAGUCUCAAAGAGCAAAGUCCCACGAGAUCUAAGAUUUCCAUCCGUAAGAACAUUUUACAGAAGAGAUUAACAAAUAAGGAACGUUUCAAAACGCAGACACUUGAUGACUCUCAACUUUCAUCAAUUUUUUCGGCUUGUGAAAACCCAAUUCCAAGCGAUGCAGAGAUGUAUCUGAUGGUGGAGAAAGAAGCAAAUAAAGUGUUAAAAACACUAAGGGAUACCAGUACUACUCAUGAUGAAAUACUUGACUGUGAAACAAUUAGCCUUGUAUCCAAUGAUGAUGAGUCUGAACCCAAUUCUAGAAGCUCUGUCAACUACAGAACUUAUCACAAGAGCUGGGGUCUCAGAAAUAAUAUACCUGUCAUAACUUCUGAUGAAACUCAGAAAAAUGUAGGUGAUUCUUUGGAAAAUUGCUCAAUCCCUUCUGAUGAAGAAGUGAAUAGAGUUCCUCCAAAACCUAAAAUCAUCAAACCUGAUCAGAAAAAAAUUGAGGAAUACAAGAAUGAUGAUGCUGCACAGCCUAAAGGUAUAAGGGGUAGAAGAAAAAAUUUGUAUACUAAAAGUAACUUGAAUAAAGUCACUCCUAAGUCUAUAAGACCGGUAAAGAAUGUGACUUCGAAUUUAGUUAAGAAUGUGACUUCCACUCUCAAAUCAGCAACACCAAAACCAAUCAUAUCGAAGCCUAGUAAAAUUGCUUCUAGACCUCCAACUAAAGGAAAGAUUGCAACUGGAACUGCUAGACCAGUUUCAGCAAGUAGCAUGUCCCAAGUCAAUCCUAAUUCAUCAGUAUUACAAAAAAAUUCUAAGCCUAGUAUUCCUAGACCUGCAAGUGAUAGCAAGAAAUGUCCCCCAAAACCAUUAGAACGGCAAGGCACUUUCACCAAAGACGAUAACGCUGUAACUGUCAAUCAGACCAAGAGCAAAAGUGCUGAUACUAAAAUACCAGUUCCUGGAUCUGUUAAAAGUUCUAUUCCAAAAAUGUCAUCAAAACAGAGCAGUAUUCCUAGAGCCGGUAUUUUCAAAUCAGCGAGUUCAGAUCGCAGCUCUAAACCAACAAAUAUAAAAAUGUAUAAUCGUUCUACCAGUGCUGACAGUCGUGAAAGUUCAUUUUCUAGAAAAAUUCAAAGCUCUCUAUCAAGUCAUAGUUUGAAAAGUGAACCAGAAAAGGUGCAACCAAGUGGUGCAAUAAAGAAGACAAUGCAGUACCAAAGAUUAGACAGCAAUACAAAUUUAAACGGGUCAAACAAUACUAAAAAACAAGUAACUAGUAAAAUAGCAAGUAUUUGGAAGAAGAUUGAGGAAAGCAAAAAAAAGACUGUGAGUAAAAAAGACAGUAAAAAAUGGAUUGAAGCGGAAGUAGAACCCUUAAGUGAUGCUUCUAAUUCAAAUGUCAUUUCUAGUAAAAAUGAAAGUGAUGAUAAUGCGCCAAAACGUAUAUCUAGGUUAGGUUCAUUCGUUAAUGUGGAUGAAAACGAUGAUCUUACAGUAUAGGAAGUUAUUUAAAUUUUCAAAAAUAUACUACUUUUUGAACAGUUGUAUGCGUUCGUAUUUCUCGGUUUCUGCAUGUCUAUUUUCUUUGAUAAUUUUAAUCCUAGAAGUUUUUUAAUCUAAAAUUCAAUUUACUAUAAUCAAUUUAAAAUUCAAAUGCUUAAACUCAAUUUGCCACAUUUCCAUUUUAAAUUUCUAGGAUUAUAAAUAAAAACUUUUCUGCAUGUCUAAUUUCUAAUCAUAACUUUUUAUUUGUUCUUUGUGUUUCAAUAUUAACCUAUUUGAUAAACUUUUGGGUACUUACUUUUUAAGUUGUACAUAUGUUACUUUUAUUUAUGAAAAUUGUUUGGCCAUAUUUUCUAGUCCUAUUCUUAUAAAUUUGUUGAAUAUGUAAAUUUAUUUAUUCCUAUGAUGUACUUUAUGUAGAUAUUUACAUCAAAAAUUAUAGCAUUUGUAGAAUAAAUUCAGUUUUCCAUGUAAA